CAUGGGUAUUUAGUUGCGGGUCUGCAAUGGUUAUGGCGAGUUGAUAGAAGUGAGUUUGCGAGAAAAGUUUGAACGUACGUGUGAAAAUGAUUGUUAGACGUGGUGCUAGUUGUGCCUGCUAUGUAGGCCUUUUAUAUUUUUUGUACUUUAUCAGAAUUGGAAACACACAGCUUCUUAUUAAUGUGAAAAAUCAGGGCGGUGACGUUCUUCAAGAAACGAUAACUGCAAACGUGAGUGAGGACGUCGUUACCCUGGAGUUCCAGCGCUCUGAUGGAACUCUUAUUACUCAGCUCGUCGACUUUAGAAAUGACGUACAGAUAUUGAAGGCUCUGGUGCUUGGCGAAGAGGAGCGUGGUCAGAGCCAGUACCAAGUGAUGUGCUUCUUGUGCCACUUCCAGAAGGGGGAAUUUAUUUCCUCUGACGCAAUGUCCAAACUGCGGCAGAAAAACCCCGGAACGAUCCGGACGCCGGAGGAAGAUAAGGGCAGGGAAAAUUUCACGAUGGACCUGUUCGUCAACGUGGGGAAGUCCGGAGUCAUAUCUCGCCACAUCUCGAGCCUGUGCGGUGAAGCAGGGGAUGCCACCUACACGAGGGAAGCCGACAUCAAGAUGUGGGCCUCUCAGCCUGGUGCUUCACUGUCGGCACUGCUGGGAGCCGUUACCCGGUACCCAUCCCACGUACCUUUGGGAGUCCAUCACGGUGCUGACGUCGCCUCCAAUGUCGUAGAAGAAGAUCCCGCGACGUCGACAGGGCGGUGCCUCGAGACUGUAGACCCAUGGACGCCGUGUUUGUGUCAUCUUGAGAUGUGCAUAGGGAACAUGAAGAAGCCCAGGUCUUCUGCCCCUAACAGUGACAAGCAGCACAAAGAUGAUAGCAGUUGGAUUUGAGGUUCUCACGGAGGCGAAUAUGAAGGAUGUUCACCCUGAUGAUGGAGGUAGCAAGCACACUUGCAACAUCAGUAAUCUUCCAAGCUAUACGGCACCACAACCCAGAAGACGAUCAUCUUCAUUUGUUAUGCAUUUCUUCCUGUUAAUGAACCAGAAAAUUAUUUAAUAAAGAAAAAAUUCUGGUUAAGGAGUUGGUCACCAAGCCAACUUCUUUUUAGAAA
Molecule: messenger RNA, 1108 nt
Organism: Zootermopsis nevadensis
Lineage: Eukaryota; Metazoa; Arthropoda; Insecta; Blattodea; Termopsidae
Source: RefSeq, a predicted model, not a curated record